Molecule: messenger RNA, 2319 nt
Organism: Aspergillus homomorphus CBS 101889
Lineage: Eukaryota; Fungi; Ascomycota; Eurotiomycetes; Eurotiales; Aspergillaceae
Product: phosphoribomutase PRM15
Exons: 10
Coding region: 264-2066 (600 amino acids)
Biological process (GO): carbohydrate metabolic process; purine ribonucleoside salvage
Molecular function (GO): magnesium ion binding; phosphopentomutase activity
Source: RefSeq, a predicted model, not a curated record
CCCCCACCACAAACUUGACUGACUGUUUGUACUGUCAUCCAGACCCAGUCAAGCCUUUUUCCUCUUUGCAUUUUCUUUGUUGGUCCAACUCUAUUGCUUGCUUGCUUGCUUGCUUGCUUAUUCCCUUACUUGUCUAUUUCCCCUUUACUUUCUUCCCCUUUCUUCCCCCCCCCUCCCCUCCAUCGGUCUUCUUUCCGACUUGGACAUCCGGAUCAUCUCAUCCCGUUAUUUCUUUUUGUCGUCCCCUCGUCGUAUGAUCCAAGAUGGCCACCAAUCCACAAGAGGAAGCACUCACUCCACUGAUCCAAAGGUGGCUGGAGUGGGACCAGGAUCCCUCCACCCGUGCCGAAAUUGAACAGCUUCGCGACUCGGGCGAUUGGGUGGAACUAGCUCAGCGCUUGCAAAAACGUAUCCAAUUCGGGACCGCGGGUCUGCGUGGGCGGAUGGCAGCAGGUUUCUCUUGUAUGAACUCCUUGACCGUCAUUCAGGCCUCCCAAGGACUGGCAAAGUACCUGAAAACCCACCACGGCGACAUUGCAUCUUACGGUGUGGUCAUCGGUCACGAUGCGCGGUAUCACUCGGACAGAUUCGCCGCAUUGGCUGCCAAUGCUUUCAUCGCACAAAAGAUCCCGGUCUGGUUCUACUCCGAGUCCUCGGUUACUCCAACCGUCCCUUUCGGUGUAACUCACCUGCACGCUGCUGCAGGCAUUAUGGUUACUGCCAGCCAUAAUCCCGCACAGGACAAUGGCUACAAAGUCUAUUUCAAGAAUGGUGCCCAGAUCAAUAGUCCCAUGGACGUGGAAAUAGCCCAAUCAAUCGAAGAGAAUCAGGCGCCAUGGCCCACGGCCUGGGACGAGCUGCAACCAAGCGAAUAUCUGCGCGACAAGAUAUACGAAAGUAUCUUGCCACAUUACAACACGGCGGUCUGGCAGUAUGCUACUUAUACCGUUCGAGAAUGGAAGCAACCGCAGCCGUUUGUCUACACGCCCUUGCACGGAGUGGGAGGCUUGGUAUUUCCCGGGUUGUGUCGCUCUGUAGGUAUAACUGAUUUCACAGUGGUGCCCGAGCAGGCAGAUCCGAAUCCAGACUUUCCCACUGUUGCCUUCCCGAAUCCGGAGGAGCCUGGCGCUCUAGACCUGGCUUUGCAAAUUGCGGACAAGGAGGGGAGGCCGCUGGUUAUUGCUCACGAUCCGGAUGCCGAUCGAUUCGCUGCGGCCGAGAAAGUGGACGGGUCAUGGUUCAUUUACACCGGAAACCAUCUGGGCGUCCUCUUGGCGUCACAUCUGUUUGAUUCUCUGGAGACCAUCGACAGUGACACACGAGUUGCGGUCUUGAAUUCGGCUGUCUCUUCGAGUAUGCUGGAGAAGAUGGCCAAAGCAAAGGGCAUGCACUAUGAGGAAUCCCUCACUGGCUUCAAGUGGAUGGGGAACACAGCCCGCAGGCUUGAAGAGCUAGGCUACUACGUUCCAUUUGCCUAUGAGGAGGCUCUGGGGUACAUGUUUCCCGAGGUGUCAUACGACAAGGAUGGUAUCUCUGCCGCAAUGGUCUUCCUCUUGGCAGAAGCAAAAUGGAAGGCACAGGGCAUGACGCCUUAUAUGAAACUGCAACAGUUGUUCAAGGAGCAUGGGCAUCACGAAACCCUUAACACUUACUUCCGGUCACCCAGUCCAGAGGUCACGGCGAGUUUGUUUAAUGCCAUCCGAGCCGGUCCCUACCGGACUUCCAAGGCGCUUGGCUCGUUCAAGAUUCACAGGUGGCGAGACAUGACAGAGGGAUACGACUCCGGCACCGAGGAUCAGAAACCCAAGCUUCCAAUAGAUAAGAACAGCCAGAUGCUGACUCUAUGGCUUGACCGCGACGUUCGAUUCACAUUCCGCUCUUCUGGAACCGAACCGAAAGUCAAGAUCUACAUUGAAAGCUCUGGUACUUCACGCGACGAGACUGUAAGCGCAGUCAGUGACGCCUUCCUGGCUGUGCUGAAAGAAUGGGUCCAGCCCUUCGCCCCAUCGAUGUCUUACAGCAAAGAGCUCCCUACAUCCUCUGGGCACAUUUUCAAGUUGGAUUGAAUAGAACACUGGAUUGGGUAUUGAUUUGACAGUCCGUGAAACACAUUGAGCAUAGGUUGCAGGGAAGCCUUGACUCCACUCUUGAUUCCCAUUACUGCAGGAAUUGCAUGAAUAUAGCGCUAAGAUACCACCAUCACCACCAUCUCUCUCCCGGAAAGUAACUGCAUACUACAAGUGUAGGUGAUUGGAGGAGCUUCCCCUCCGAACUGGUGCCUGGACCCUAGGCAGGCAUUGCAGGACGAAGGCAAACUAC